This is a messenger RNA of Fusarium keratoplasticum, 1287 nucleotides long. RefSeq lists its product as uncharacterized. NCBI's taxonomy places the organism in Eukaryota, Fungi, Ascomycota, Sordariomycetes, Hypocreales, Nectriaceae. The record is from RefSeq and is a predicted model, not a curated record. The coding region runs from base 1 to 1287 and encodes 428 amino acids. The transcript has a single exon.
AUGAAGCUCUCUCACUCUCUUCUGCUCACAGCCCUGAGCGCUUCAUCCUGCGCCGCGGCCGAGGACCUUCAGGAUGAACACCCAGUUCUCCUGCUCAGUGAAGAUGAGUCCUUUCACUUCGAGCUUCUCGUCCCCCUCGGCGAAGCCAUCGGCGGAGGCUCCGACAUCAACCCGAUGCUCCUGGCCGCAAAGAACAUCACCCCUGGAGACCUCGAUAGCUUCAGCGAAGUCUUUUACCAGCUCGCCAACGAGACCAAGGCCCAGGCUGAAGACCCUGCGUUUGCGUAUGACCCCGUCAAUGUGAGGGAUGCUUGGUUUUCCGCUGCGACGUAUUUCCGUCGAGCAGACUUUUACCUUCAUUCUGACUGGGAGGAUCCCCUCAUCAACUCCCUCUGGGAAGAGCAGACCGCUGCCUUUAACAAGGGUUUGGCUGCUCUCCCGCACCCCGGCAAACGUGUCCGUGUCAAGGCCGACAACUUUACCGUCGAGGCCAUCUGGUACACCGAGUCCGAGCACUCUCUGCGACCGACCAUAAUCAUGGGUAAUGGCUAUGAUGGUGCUCAAGAAGAUUUGUACCACAUUGUAGUCACUGGAGCCCUCGCCCGUGGAUGGAACGUUCUUACCUACGAAGGCCCUGGACACCCAUCCGUCCGCCGAAACCAAAACCUCGGAUUCAUCCCCGACUGGGAGCGUGUCGUCACUCCUCUUGUGGACUAUCUCCUUAACGAAAAGGCCGCCGCCGUCGACCCCGAGAAACUCGCUCUAUUCGGCUACUCAUUCGGAGGAUACCACGCCGCCCGCACCGCCGCCUUUGAGCCCCGAAUCAAGGCUGUCCUCUGCAACGGCGGAGUCUGGGACACAUACGAGUCUUUCAGCUCCGGCCUCACCCCCGAAAUGAAGGAGCUCCUCGAGUCCGGCAACAAGGAAGAAUUCGACAAGAUCUCGGAGAAGCUGCGAAAGGACCCCAAGACCCCCACGAUGUUCCGCUGGGGCAUGAACCAGGGUCUUUGGUCCUUUAACGUCAGGUCACCCUACGACUUUUUGCAGCUUACCAAGCAGCACACCCUCAAGGAUGUCGUUCAUCGCAUCAAGGCCCCCGUGUGGAUUGCUGACGCCGAGUUUGAGGGUUUCUUCAAGGGACAGUCUGCCAAGGUCAAGAAGGCACUUGGUGACCAGGCUGACUUGCAUGUUUUCCGGGGAGCUGCAGGAUAUCACUGCCAGACGGGUGCGGGACAGGAGAUGAUGAGGGUCAUGUUUGCUUGGCUGCACAAGACUCUCGGUGUGUAA